Tinamus guttatus (white-throated tinamou) is the source of this 2379-nucleotide messenger RNA. NCBI's taxonomy places the organism in Eukaryota, Metazoa, Chordata, Aves, Tinamiformes, Tinamidae. The record is from RefSeq and is a predicted model, not a curated record.
AUGGUGAAGGAGACCAUCCGCGUAUACGCGCGGGUGAAGCCCCUGGGCAGGCGGCAGCAGGCCGGGAUAUAUUCAGUUGAUGAAGAGGAGAAGUCUGUGUCAAGUCUAGAGAUUAUUGUGCCGCGUGAUUUAGCAGAUGGAUUUGUCAAUAAUAAACGAGAAAGCUACAAGUUCAAAUUUCAGAAAAUUUUUGAUCAAGAGGCUAAACAAGAUGUGGUUUUUGAAAGCAUUGCCAAACCAGUGGCAGAAUGUGCUUUGGCAGGAUAUAAUGGUACUAUCUUUGCAUAUGGUCAGACAGGUAGUGGCAAAACUUUCACCAUCACAGGAGGAGCAGAACGUUACAGUGAUCGAGGCAUUAUUCCCAGAACUCUGUCUUAUAUUUUUCAUCAAUUGCAGAAGGAUAGCAGCAAAGUAUAUACAACUCAUGUUUCCUACUUGGAAAUCUACAAUGAAUGUGGUUAUGAUCUAUUGGACCCAAGACAUGAAGCCUCCAAACUGGAUGAUUUGCCAAAAGUGACAAUCAUGGAAGACCCUGAUCAGAACAUUCAUCUGAAGAACCUGUCUCUUCAGCAAGCAGCUAAUGAAGAAGAAGCCCUAAACCUGCUGUUCUUGGGAGACACCAAUAGAAUGAUUGCUGAGACACCAAUGAACCAAGCCUCAACCAGAUCUCACUGCAUUUUCACUAUUCACAUCUCCAGCAAGGAACCUGGAUCUGCAACCAUCCGACGCUCCAAGUUGCACUUAGUAGAUCUUGCUGGAUCAGAACGUGUUACAAAGACUGGAGUUGGCGGUCAUUUGUUGACAGAAGCCAAAUAUAUCAACCUAUCAUUACAUUAUUUGGAACAGGUAAUAAUUGCCCUUGCAGAGAAAAAUCGGUCACACAUUCCCUACAGAAACUCUAUGAUGACCUCAGUGCUAAGAGACAGUCUGGGAGGAAACUGUAUGACUACCAUGAUAGCAACGCUGUCUUUAGACAAAAGAAACAUAGAUGAAUCUAUAUCAACCUGCAGAUUUGCACAGCGAGUUGCUCUUAUUAAGAAUGAAGCAGUUCUUAAUGAAGAAGUUGACCCUAGGCUGAUGAUUGCUCAACUGAAGAAGGAGAUCCAGGAUUUGAAGGAUGAGCUGGCACUAGUGACAGGUGAACAAAGAACAACAGAGCUCUCACAAGAAGAGCGACUUCGGUUGGAUGAGUUAAUUCAAAGAUUUUUGGAAGAUAAUGAUCCUGAAAGCACUCUAGAUGUUGGUCCUGACAUGCGCAAGAUCAAGUAUUGCUUCGUUCAUAUGAAGCAGCUGAUGAAUCAUUCAAAGAUUUCUGAAGAAAAACUGCUCUCACAACAUGUUUUGGAAGAAAAAGACACUAGCAUACAAGUGGGAAAAGAGGAAUUGAAACUGAAAGAAAUUUUGCAGCAAAGAGACGGUGAAAUCAAUAUUCUUGUAAAUAUGCUUAAAAAGGAAAAAAAGAAAGCACAAGAUGCUCUUUUUCAGCUUAAUGCUGUCGCGAGUGGUUCUAACGUCCUGGAUCAGUCUCUUUCUAUAAAUCUGGAAGAACGUCGGAGCCCGUCUAGUUGUGCUCAUCUGAAAGAAGCAAAAGAUUUCAGCUGUUCCGUUCGCAGACUGCCUUUUCUUUCCAGACAAAUAGAAGGAGAGAUGUCACUUGGGUGUCAGGAGGCUUUCGAAGUUUUCAAGCGGGACCAUGCUGACAGUAUAACCAUUGAGGACAACAAACAGCUUCUAAAACAGAGGUUUGCUGAAGCUAAAUCUCUUGGAGAGAAAGUAAAUGAAGUGAGAAAUAAAAUAAACCAUUUGAAAGGAGAGAUAACCCAGCGGCACAUUCAAAAGGCAGCUUUAGCUGUUGUCAGUCCUUCUGAAGAACUAAAUAAGUUUGAUCCAGUAGAAGAGAAACUUCGAACACAAAUUGAAGAAGAGAAAAAAAGUUACAAAACAAUGUUCAAUCGCUUGAAAGGCUUGAAGGUAGAGAUUGAGCACCUGCAGCUUCUCAUGGAAAAGGCCAAGGUAAAGCUACAAAAGGACUUUGAAGUCUGGUGGUCUGAAGAGGCAACAAAACUACAGGUCCAGCAGGAAAAGCCAGAGUUGGUUAAUGCAUCCAAAACUGUAGCAGUUAAUCCCCGAUUUAUCAAAUCUUCAGAACAUUUAUCUACUAACAGUUCUUCAGAAACCAUAAGAAACAGCCCUAAUGAAGAUUCAGCUGGGAAUAAAAGUACAAUUACUUUUAGUUACCCAACUUCAAAAUCAAGGAGCCUGCCAAGUUCAAGUUCAUCGAUUCCCCUGACUGGAGACAGUCAGGUUGAUGCCGACAUCCUCGCUUUCAUUAAAGCAAGAGAGAACAUCCUGCAAAAGAAAGGCUUGGGGAACAAGUGA